AAGGUCCUGCUGAGAUUUGAACUCAGGUUAGCAGAUUCAGAGUCUGCUGUCCUAACCACUAGACCACAGGACCAGGUGAUGGCACAUUACUGCCAUACUAUGCUACCGAUGCCCGUCACCCCUGCCAUUGCCCCUCCUGGGACCGCCCCCGCCGCCUCGCCUGCCCUUGCCCCUGCGGCCGCCGCCGCAGCCACCCUUACCGCCGCCCCAGCCAUCAUUCCUGCAGCCGCCCCUGCGACCGCACCGCCUCCGGGACCGCGGGUUGGCAGUGGGAGUGUCGUGGCUGAAGUUCGGGACAGAGAGCUGUAUCGCGCGCCCUAAGGACCGAGUGCGGUUAGCGGAGUGUUUGCUGGCGAGUCGCGCUGGCGCUGGUGUGUCGCGCCAUUCUGCCGGCACUGCAUUCCACCGGCACGAGCGUGUGUAGCCUAGGGUUUUGUGUCGCGUGUGUGACUGCGUGUGGACUUGAGCAGCUAAGACUGCUGUGUAUCGCCUGCUUGGUGUAGGAUUAACCUUGCUUGCUAUCAGCCUGAGAGAAAGGUGCGAGUGAGAAGUUGCCGUACAGUUGGUCGGCGCACGUAGCGGGCAGUGACGCCUGUGAGCGGCACUGUCCGCUGUUACUCCAUAUUGGCUUUACGACGACUAAUGUGUAGUUCUUGUGACUC
Molecule: messenger RNA, 662 nt
Organism: Chlamydomonas reinhardtii
Lineage: Eukaryota; Viridiplantae; Chlorophyta; Chlorophyceae; Chlamydomonadales; Chlamydomonadaceae
Exons: 2
Coding region: 79-321 (80 amino acids)
Source: RefSeq, a predicted model, not a curated record